GAAGACUUAUUCUGACUGAGAGUAAAGACCUUUACCAGAGAAUUGUGUAGUCAUUUUGAACUCUGUAAAACUUCCUUUUAUCUGCUGGAUAUUAUACUCUGCACUUGAAGGGGUCCGAACCCUAGGAUGUCCUCCUAUACAUGUCAAGAGGAAGGCACGCUCAAAGCUCAUGAUUGCGUCUUAAUUUACAAAUCAGGGACAGAGGGAGAUGAAAACCACACUCCAGACAGUAACUUAAUCGGACUCACCACCAAGAUGUUAAAAGUGAAGAGGCUGGAAGAAAUCAACACAUGUUAUAACAGUAACAAACGGGAGGAAAUGGCCUUCUUCCAGUGCAUGGAAAAGGUUGAGAAAGUGAAAUGUUUUCUGGAAGAAAGUUCCAGUGAACAGGAAUCAAGAUCUGGAAAGAAUGAGGGAAAACACCUUCAUUUUCCAUGUGGUGCAAAUACGUACCUCUUUCAGAAAUGGAAAGAGAACAAGAAUUUCUGCAAAGGUGAACCAGAGAAGAACAACGUAUUUGUUUGUGAUUUUGAUCCUCACCUAUGGACUGGACACUUGAAGCAGGACCAGCUCAUUCUUGAAAGUCAGCAGAAAGCUUGGACUCAGAUGCCCUUUAGGGAUAUACUUCUUUCCUCCUCAGCAGAUAAAAUCUCCUGUGCUCCGGCCUUUAAUGUAGCCAGGAAACCUUAACAUGGCACUUUUCUCUGUCCACAAUUGUCUGGUUAGCCUAUUUUCUCUCUAGAAAGUUCCCAAACAGCAUUACAUAUAUUAGUGUCUAUGACUUAAAAAAAUUAUGGUAAAACAUAACAUAAAAUAUACCAUCUUAACCAUCUUUAAGUGCACAGCUCUGUGGUUUCUCAGGACAUUUACACCUCCAUGCAACCAUCCCCUCCAUCCAUCUCCAGAACUUUUUCAUCUUGCAAAACUGAAGCU
Molecule: messenger RNA, 933 nt
Organism: Leptonychotes weddellii (Weddell seal)
Lineage: Eukaryota; Metazoa; Chordata; Mammalia; Carnivora; Phocidae
Source: RefSeq, a predicted model, not a curated record